Molecule: messenger RNA, 1780 nt
Organism: Ceraceosorus bombacis
Lineage: Eukaryota; Fungi; Basidiomycota; Exobasidiomycetes; Ceraceosorales; Ceraceosoraceae
Source: the annotation of a GenBank genome assembly
AUGGCCACGGGCUCACCUCACAGUGGGCAGCCAGUGCCACGGCAGAGCUGGUUUCAGCCCACCUUCACGCAAGGACUCUUGGUUGGGCAAGCAUCGAUUGUGAUCCUUCUCCUCGUCCUCUUACGUUUCCUCUUAUUUGCAGAUCCAUCCGAGUUGGAAAAAGACACGCCAGACUCAAGCAAAGGAGGCGGCAAGAGUCGAUCGAUGCGGAGCUUCUCGACCCUCCAAAAGCCGAGCGGCAAGCGGCUCAAAGCGGAGAGCGCAGCUCAUGCCGCGGCUGGCGGACGAUCGCGCAUUUCACAAAUUCAGCUGGCAGAGCGAGUGACCGGCUACGACCUUGGAUCGCACGGACCAGAAAGUUCGGACUGGGUAAAUGUUCUACUUGCACUUGCAUUUGAUGGUUACAGGGAAGAUCUCAACCGGGCGGCUUCAGCUGGCUCACGUCCAGAUGUGACUGGCGGCAACGUAGAGGGAGCGAGGAAGGUGUCCGAGGGUGUCAAUGAGGUUGUAGAGUCCAUCUUGAAUAGAGCAGUAGAUGGCAAAGGUGGUGGUAUCAUUGUGAGUCAGCGAAUGAGCAUCCGAGGGCGCCGCCUCGAAUAGCCGAGCUCACCUUUACUUCCCGCGGCCGAAAAGGACCACAUUGACGUCUCCAGCGUAGAUAUUGGGGCUUCGUUCCCCAAGCUGUCAGACGUGCGAGUUAGACCCUCGGAUGAGGUGGGAAGUCUCGUGAGUAGGGCGCACGAGGCCGUCUGCCUGCUCUGCGCUGACAUGAAAUCAUCUGCUGUCGUGCAACAGCGCAUUGAAGCGGAGCUGGACUACGCGGAUGCGCUGGAGCUUUGCAUCUCCACCAAUCUCGUCAUCAACUUUCCUCGCCCGAGGUUUGCGGUAUUGCCGAUCGAGCUUGGGGUUCUCAUCGAAAGGUUCAGCGGGACAGUGAGUCUGUUCGAUCUCAUCCCCCAUCGUGGCCCAUCUGGCUUAAUACCGACGCGUGCUUGCACAGGUUUCACUCGAGCUGGUUUCGGAGCACGAGAUUCCACCCAAUUCUCGCUCGCGCCACGUUCUCAAGCUUUCUAUUCACCCCGACUUUGCGUUGAGUGCGCGCGCCCGAUCUCAGCUUGGCUCACGAGCGAAGCUAGUCGAUGUUCCCAAGCUAGAACAGUUGAUCGUGGAGCGUAUCAGAGCAGGCAUAGCGAGCAAAGUCGUCUGGCCCAGAUUCAUCGCCGUCUCUUUGCCCGAUCUUGUGGGUUCCGCACUAGCCAAGAGGGAAAAGGCAGAAGAAAAGAGCGCGAAGUUGAGCCGAGCAAAGGAAACGUACGAGCAAUUUCUAGCUAGGCAAGCCCACGAUCGAGCUGCCGGAGCGCUACAAAAAGGCGGAAGUGGACAAAUUUGGUUCGAGGAGGCGGGGCAGGAUCAUUUGGUUGGAGACCAAUCCUAUGCGUCUUUCGCAAGGACAGUCAUGAAUGGCGCUCGGGCAGGCAGGGAAGUCCAGACAGCUCAAGAGGUGGACCCUUCCCCUUCUCCGCCCGGCGGACUAGCAGGCGUAGAAGCGUGGAGACAAGGAGCUCUCAACGCGACUGGAGCACCUGCUCCUGGAGCUACGUCAAGCCAGAUCAGAUCAGGCAUGAUGAGUGCAGAGGCGAGCACGUCCACACCGCGCGCGCCCGCGACCAGAGACGCGAGGAGGGAAGAAUCAGUCAGAUCCUAUGGAAGGACGAGCGCGGUCAAUCAGGCGGCGCAACCUGCUUUCGAGUCUGAGGCCGUCAGACAGAGGGUCAGGUAG